AUGGAGGAAUUUAAUUGUGAUUCCAGACUUGUGGGAAAUGUCACUUCAGUCUGUGGGAUGUACCGGCCUCACCGGAGGCUGCCGAUACACAGAGAGGAGUCUGGUCAGGGGGCAAAAGCAGUGGUUGGGACAUCCCAGAGGGGUGGGGGCAUCAGCAUAAAACCUGCCAGAAGCUGCGGCGAGCAGGCCAAAAACAGGCCAACUCCAGGAGCAGCGCCUGUGCUGCUGCUGACCCAAAGAUGCAAGAAAAGAUUUGACCAGUCUUCACCAGGUCUAAAUACUCGGGUUCAACAGUUUUUGUACAGAUUGGCCGUGGGGAAAACUGCUACUUACCGGACACAGACUGUAGUGCUAAAAAUAGCUGUCUGCAAUACUGCUGCUUUACUGAGAGAGGCACUGGGAGCUGGGGGUACCCAUGAGGUUACAGAGCAGAAUAUUGAAGAAGUGAACCGUGUGAAGAUGGCUGCUGCUGUGAAAUUAUUGGAGCCUCCACUUAAUCAGCCGCAGCCUGAUUUUGAACAGCCAUCCCAGGAAGGGGCAGGAGAAAGCAAACAACCAGAGCUCAAAUAUGAGCUAUUCUCUGUGGCUAAUGAAGAUCACCAGUUCCUUCAAGAGAAGGCAGUUAAUAGACUAGAGGAAGAAACAGAGAAUCAUGAAGAGGAAGGUCCUGGACAUACAGAAGUUCACAAGGUAACAUCAGGUCAAAGGGAAGGCAUCUUUCAAAAUGGUGACCUAGCUUCUCAAAAGGGUGAAAUGUCUCAAAAUGACAAUUUAGAAACACCCCCUGAGAACAAACAGGCAGAGGUCUCCAGGAAGAGAUGCUGUAAUGUGAGAGACUUACGAGACGUUGCAGUCUCAGAGGGAACUUCAUCAGGGCAGAGUCCUUACCAGUGCAGCGUGUGCAGCAAGAGCUUCCGCCGCAGCUUCAACCUCCUCCAGCAUCAGCGCGUCCAUACAACGACGAAGCCUUACAAGUGUGUAGAGUGUGGCAAGAGCUUCAGCCACAACUCUGCUCUGAGUAAGCACCACAACGUGCACCGCGGCGAGUGCACGUUUCAGUGCAGAGACUGUGGGGACCGCUUCACCCGCAGCUCCAGCCUCAUUGUCCAUCAGAAAACUCACCUGGGGGAGAAACCUCACCUGUGCAAAGAAUGUAGGAAGUGCUUCCGCAAUGUUCUGGAGCUGAUGUCUCACCAACAGCUACACAGCUGA
Messenger RNA from Tinamus guttatus (white-throated tinamou), 1212 nucleotides. RefSeq lists its product as uncharacterized. Gene Ontology annotation, cellular component: nucleus. Gene Ontology annotation, biological process: regulation of gene expression. The record is from RefSeq and is a predicted model, not a curated record. Lineage: Eukaryota; Metazoa; Chordata; Aves; Tinamiformes; Tinamidae.